This is a messenger RNA of Amaranthus tricolor (Joseph's coat), 953 nucleotides long. Its product is annotated as cell number regulator 10-like. The transcript is spliced from 4 exons. Bases 171 to 713 code for a protein of 180 amino acids. NCBI's taxonomy places the organism in Eukaryota, Viridiplantae, Streptophyta, Magnoliopsida, Caryophyllales, Amaranthaceae. The record is from RefSeq and is a predicted model, not a curated record.
CCUAUUAUAAUUUUCCUACUUUCCUAGAAAUUUAAAGCCUAAGCACAAGCAAUCUAACAACUACUAUAUGUAUAUUUAUUCAUGAUAAUUUUUUAUUUCAUUAUUUGGUAUUAACAUAUACUAUUAAAAAUUAAAAUAAAUUAAAUAUUUAAAAUAAAAUUAAUAUAGUGAUGAAGCCUGAACCUGCAAUGGGGAUUCCAGUGGCGGAUCAUCCGCAGCCAAGUGCUCCUCCUGCAAAUAUGAGUAGAGUACCCCAAAAUCAAGUAGUUUUUGCUCAAGAUUUCUCUACUGGUCUUUGUGAUUGUUGUUCUGAUUGUUCUGUUUGUUGCUUGACCCUCUGGUGCCCUUGUAUCACAUUUGGAAGAAUUGCAGAGAUUGUUGACCAAGGUUCAUCCUCAUGUGGAUUGAGUGGGACGUUAUAUUGUGUACUCUUUGCGCUCACGGGUUGUCAAUGGAUAUACUCAUGCACAUAUCGUUCAAAAAUGAAGGCUAUAUUUGGUAUGCGAGGGGAUUGUUGUGGAGAUUGUUGUGUCCAUUGUUGUUUUGAGCAAUGCGCCUUAUGCCAAGAGUAUCGUGAGCUUCAACGUCGUGGUUAUGAUCCCGCCCUUGGAUGGCAUGGUAAUAUAGGGAGGGCAAAUCAGAGUAUGACAACACCUCCAUCGAUGGCAAGUGGCAUGAGGCGAGAAGUUGAACUGGAGUUGAGCAUAGAAUAAGAUUUUGGUGAAGAAUAAACAAGAUUUUAAAGAAAAUUUGUUGUCAUUUUAUCUUAGUGCGAUUCAAAUUUGGUCCUUUUGUGUAAUAUUCUUAGUACGUUUUUAAAUGCACUAUUUCGUAUAAGUUUUUUUUCUCAAGAAUAAUUAAGUGUAUUUGUGUGUUGUAAAACUCCUAGUCUACACAUUUUUCGGUAUACACUCUAUCCCUCUAGAAUAAUAAUAAAGAAAAAUUAAUUAUUU